Parathielavia appendiculata is the source of this 4677-nucleotide messenger RNA. RefSeq lists its product as uncharacterized. The record is from RefSeq and is a predicted model, not a curated record. Gene Ontology annotation, cellular component: cytosol. Gene Ontology annotation, molecular function: 5-diphosphoinositol pentakisphosphate 1-kinase activity; inositol hexakisphosphate kinase activity; diphosphoinositol pentakisphosphate kinase activity. Bases 1 to 4677 code for a protein of 1558 amino acids. NCBI's taxonomy places the organism in Eukaryota, Fungi, Ascomycota, Sordariomycetes, Sordariales, Chaetomiaceae. Gene Ontology annotation, biological process: inositol metabolic process; inositol phosphate biosynthetic process. The transcript is spliced from 5 exons.
AUGCCUCUGGCUCAGGGAAUUCCACAGCAAUCGAGACAGUUAAUCGACGAUUCCCUAGCACUAGCCGGGGCACCAGCGGCGACAGAGCUGAGACCCGACACCCAAGGAGAGAGUUCCCGCACCGAAAGUCAAGCUUCGUCCUCGGCGCCUUCCACCUUCAAGGGCAGGCAAGUAGAGCCUGGCACUACUACGGCCCACGCAGAGAGGACCGAUGUAUCGAUGCCUCCGCAGGUUUCCCCGGUACCAGACCUGUCAACCCAGGUUGCUUUGACCCAAGAAUCAACAGACCAACGUGCUCUUUCUGGCGAAUCGGCGAGUAACCAGGGACAGUCUCAAGAAGCGCUUACCAGCCCACCAUUUUCGCACCGGGACUUUGCCAUCGACUCUGCCGACCCAGACGACGGAAACACGCGCCGUUCGCGGCCCCCCGCGAACGUCGAUACAACACAUCAACGUGGGCCUCACGAUUCGGCUCUCCGAAGUCCCCGCUCUUCCAUGUGCGAAGCUCCCGUCAGCAACCGCAUGAGCAUCAGCUCCAUGUACAGCCUGGCAUCCGUCCGUGGCGUCCCAAGUUCCGCAGCAUCCGCCAACGGAAGCGAUACCGGCAGCGUCACUGGCGUUCCCGCCCACCGAUCCGUAUCGGUCGUCAUGGCUUCGGGGGGAGGACACCAUCUAGCCCCCCGCGAGUCUCUCACACAACACCAGCUGAGCGAUAUGGCGAAGAAAGGGCAGCAAGGACAACCGCAGCCGGCCGGCUCGAACCCCGCCCCGCGCCCGCAGCCCACUAGGUCUAGGAGCCGGGCUAAGCGCAGGUUCAGCGGGAGCACAGGGGCUAGCAGCCACCACAGUCCCAGCGGCGACCGUGCCGGGUCGCACCGGCCCGACAAGGAAGAGCUCAAGCCUGCUCCGUGGGGUGUCAUUGGCGUGUGCGCCCUAGACGUCAAGGCGAGGAGCAAGCCGAGCAGGAACAUUCUGAACCGGCUGAUCCAGAACCGCGAGUUUGAUGUGUGUGUUUUUGGGGACAAGGUCAUUCUUGACGAGGAGAUUGAAAAUUGGCCCAUCUGCGAUUACCUCAUCUCCUUCUACUCAGAUGGCUUUCCCUUGGAGAAAGCCAUCGCCUAUGUCAAGGCCCGCAAACCCUUCUGCGUCAACGACGUGCCCAUGCAAAAGAUACUCUGGGACCGCCGCCUAUGCCUGCGCUUACUCGACCGCAUCAACGUGCCUACACCCCAGCGUAUUGAGGUGAACCGCGACGGCGGCCCACUACUACUCACCCCCGAAAUGUGCAAGCACAUGCGCGACGUAAGCGGUAUAACCUUCGAACCGUUCGACUCCGAGUCGGAGAGGGCAAAGUCGACCCCGCCGCGGAAGGUGGAGCUGCUCGACGGCGGCGAUAUCCUUUCUGUCGACGGCACGCUGAUCAAGAAGCCCUUCGUCGAGAAGCCCACCAGCGGCGAAGACCACAACAUCAUCAUCUACUUCCCGUCGUCUGCCGGUGGGGGGGCUCGCAAGUUAUUCCGAAAGAUCGGCAACAAGAGCAGCGAGUUUGUCCCGGAUUUGACGGUGCCCCGUGCCAUCACGCAGCCAAACGACAGCUUCAUCUACGAGCGCUUCAUGCAGGUCGACAACGCGGAGGACGUCAAGGCCUACACGGUGGGCCCGUCCUAUUGCCAUGCCGAGACGCGCAAGUCGCCUGUCGUGGACGGCGUCGUCCGCCGCAACACCCACGGCAAGGAGGUGCGCUAUGUAACAGCGCUGAGCGCCGAGGAGAAGGAGAUCGCCAGCAAGAUUAGCACCGCCUUCGGCCAACGCGUCUGCGGGUUUGACUUCCUGCGCGCUGGAGGCAAGAGCUAUGUUAUCGAUGUCAACGGCUGGAGCUUUGUCAAAGAUAAUGACGAUUACUACAACCACUGCGCCAGUAUCCUCAAAGACAUGUUUAUCAAGGAGAAGCUGCGCAGGGACGGCCGGACGCCUCCUAUGGCUUCGCCCGCAAUUUCCGACGUGGACCCCAUGUCGGUUCGCUCGAACCACACCAACAGGGAGAGGGACCACGUCUCGCAGGGCCGGCCAAGUGUGGACAGGUCAGCGAGGGACUCGCUGGUCGAACCGAUUCCGAUAGUCAAGUCCGAGCCCAAGCUCAGCAGCAUGCCGGCCAGUCCCUUGGUUAGUCAGUUCCCCUCUUCCUUGCAAGAAAGCGCACCGUCUACCGCACCGUCUGUCACGUCCGCCGCGCCGUCCUUCGUCCCCGAAGCCACCGCACAGGACGAGCACGAACCGCCCCCGCCCCCGCCGCCCAAGCCCAGCUGGAAGCUCAAGGGUGUGGUCUCGGUCAUCCGCCACGCAGACCGCACGCCCAAGCAGAAAUACAAGUUCACCUUCCACACAGAACCCUUUAUCGAACUGCUCCGGGGCCACCAGGAAGAAGUCCUGCUUAUCGGCGAGCCAGCUCUGGCCAGCGUCAUCGACGCCGUCGACGUGGCCAUGAAAGCGGGUAUCGAAGACCCUGCUAAGCUCAAGGCCUUGCGCAACGUUCUCAUCAAAAAGGGCAGCUGGGCCGGCACCAAGGUGCAGAUCAAGCCCAUGUUCCGCAAAAAGGCGGACCCCAAGCCGGACAAGGGACAGAAGGACAUGAAGCAGGAGGAGCAGGUGGCCGAGAUUGACGAAACCAGAAACGGCGACAAGACGCCUCGCAAGCCUCCGAAACGCCACGACUCGCUGUCCGGCGUGACCAUGUCCAAGUUCACGGCCGCCGAGGAGAGCCUCGUGCUUGACAAGCUGCAGCUGAUUGUCAAGUGGGGCGGCGAGCCGACGCACUCGGCCCGCUACCAGUCGCAGGAGCUGGGCGAGAACAUGCGCAGCGACUUUGGGCUGAUGAAUCGCGAGGUGCUCGACGAGGUGCACGUCUUCAGCAGCAGCGAGCGCCGCGUCGUGACGAGCGCCCAGAUCUGGGCCGCCAGUUUCCUGAAGAAGACGGACCUGCCUGAGGACUUCAUCACCAUCCGCAAGGACCUGCUCGACGACUCCAACGCGGCCAAGGAUGAAAUGGACAAGGUUAAGAAGAAGCUGAAGGGCCUGCUGCGCAAGGGCAACGAGCGCCCGCCACAGUUCGCCUGGCCUCCCAACAUGCCCGAACCGUCCGAGGUGCAGACCAGGGUUGUCCAGCUGAUGAAUUUCCACCGCAAGGUCAUGCACCACAACUAUGCGAAGCUGUACAGCGGCGCCGCGAACUCGCUCAAUGCGAUCAACAACCCGAGCUCGGAGAAGGGUCUUGCCGAAGGCGGAUCGUCGGGCGUGUCGCUGUCUUCGCUCGCCUCCACCGGCUCGCUGUCGCAGAUUAACGCCGUCAACAGCAUCCAGGCGCGGUGGUGCUGCGGCGAGGACGCAGAGCUGUUCAAGGAGCGGUGGGAGAAGCUGUUUGCCGAGUUCUGCGACGGCGAGAAGGUCGACCCAAGCAAGAUCUCGGAGCUGUACGACACAAUGAAGUUUGACGCCCUGCACAACCGGCAGUUUCUUGAGUGGGUGUUCACGCCCCCCAAGAGCAUGCUCGAGGAGGAGUACGGCAUGUCGCUGAACGGCAAAGAGGGCAAAACGACUUCGCCUCCCAGCAAAGAUGCGGAGGAGAACAAGGGCGAGGAGAAGCCUGCGGUCGGCACGCUGUCGGAAAAGAUCGAGAACUCGGGCCACAAGGCUGUCAAGCGCAUCUUCCGUCGUCGGUCAUACCUCAACGGGUUGCGGAGCGGAGCAGAGGCGGAGCUGCCGGAGAGGUACUUCCACCUCCACCGAGGCAACAGCCAGACCAAGGCGAAGACGGACGCCCGCUUCGAGCCGCUGCGCGAGCUGUACCAGCUGGCCAAGGUGCUGUUCGACUUUAUCUGCCCGCAAGAGUACGGCAUUUCCGACAGUGAAAAGCUUGAGAUCGGUCUCCUGACAUCGCUGCCCCUGCUCAAGGAGAUCGUGCAGGACCUAGAGGAUAUGCAGGCGUCAGACGAGGCUAAGUGCUUCAUCUACUUCACCAAGGAGUCGCACAUCUACACGCUGCUCAACUGCAUCCUCGAGGGCGGCCUUGAGACCAAGAUCAAGCGGGCCACCAUCCCGGAGCUCGACUACCUCUCGCAAAUCUCGUUUGAAUUGUAUGAGAUGCCGGCUAACCCGCCAGUUGACGCCGAAAAUUGCGAGCCCGUGUUCAACUACAGCAUCAAAAUAACCAUCAGCCCGGGAUGCCACGUCUUUGACCCGCUCGACGUGCAGCUCGACAGCAGGCAUUGCAUUGGGUGUGCGCCGCGCCGCAGCCUGACGGCCCAUCAUGACUGGAAGGUGGUGAUUGAGACGCUGCGGGCCAAGUUCCAUCAGGUGAAACUGCCAAAGACGUUCCUGGCCGUCAAUCUCUCGGAUGCGUUCACGUUUCAGGAAAAGAAGCAGGAGAGCGAGGCUGAGGGGCUUGAGAUGAAGCCCGCCGAGCAGGACGAGGACCAGGACCAGGAGUACUCGACCGAGCCUGUCGCCACAGCCACGGAAUCUACCGCGGAGCCAACCGCAGACAUGGCUGCGGAUUUGUCAGCGGACACGAGCGACGACACGUCCAUUGCUCUUGCUGCCGCCGCUGCUGAGGCCUCGGAGUCGACGCCUGAUUCACCGGUAUCAAACAGCCAAGGUGGCCACCGGGAAAUAAAUGGAUGA